Messenger RNA from Olea europaea var. sylvestris, 1494 nucleotides. RefSeq lists its product as uncharacterized. The record is from RefSeq and is a predicted model, not a curated record. Gene Ontology annotation, biological process: DNA integration. NCBI's taxonomy places the organism in Eukaryota, Viridiplantae, Streptophyta, Magnoliopsida, Lamiales, Oleaceae. Bases 1 to 1494 code for a protein of 497 amino acids. Gene Ontology annotation, molecular function: nucleic acid binding. The transcript has 5 exons.
AUGAUAGGGCCAAAUGGUGAAGAGUUGGAAUACUCACUACGUUUCGAAUUCCCAGCCACCAAUAACGAUGUCGAGUACGAGACGGUGAUUACGGGUUUGGGACUGGCAGCCAAACUGGGGGUAACUUCAGUAGAAAUUUGUAGUGACUCUCAGUUAAUAGUCUGGUUUAAAAUAACAAAGGUCUCCCAAAAAGAUAAUGAGUGGGCAGACACAUUGGCUAGGCUUACUUCUGCUAACCCCAGACAUCUGCCUCGCACAGCAAAUGUGCAAAUCUUAAGACAACCUAGCAUCCAGGAUGUUGUCGAUGUCGUAAAUGUCGAGCAUGAGGAAAGUUGGAUGGAACCGUUGAUUGAAUAUCUCAUGAAGGACAAGCUGUCGGAAGAUGCUUUCACGGCAAGAAGGCUUACUUCUGCUAACCCCAGACAUCUGCCUCGCACAGCAAAUGUGAAAAUCUUAAGACAACCUAGCAUCCAGGAUGUUGUCGAUGUCGUAAAUGUCGAGCAUGAGGAAAGUUGGAUGGAACCGUUGAUUGAAUAUCUCAUGAAGGACAAGCUGUCGGAAGAUGCUUUCACGGCAAGAAGGCUAAAGGCUUGGGCAGCCUCGUUCGCCAUCAUUGAUGGACUGCUUUACAAGCGAGGUUUCAUAAUUUCGUAUUUGAAAUGUUUGUGGCCGACAGAAGCACGAGAGGUGCUAGUCGAGAUACAUACAGGAAUUUGUGGCAACCACCAAGCGACAACCGCCCUUGCGUUCAAGGCACUACGGCAAGGAUAUUAUUGGCCUAGCAUGAAGGAAGAUACUAAGGAGUUGGUGAGGAAGUACGAUGCAUGUCAACGCCAUGGAAAUUUGAUCCACAUUCCAACUAAGCAGCAGACGUGGGUAGAGGCUGAGCCCUUGGCUACCAUCACAACAACAAAGGUGCAAGGUUUCGUCUGGAAAAAUAUAAUAUGCAGGUUUGGCAUACCCAGAGUAGGCAUUACAGAUAAUGCCAAACAAUUCGACAAUCACAGUUUUAGAGCCUUCUGCACAAGCUACCACAUCGACCACAGGUUGACUUCAGUCGCUCACCCUCAGUCAAAUGGACAAGCUGAAGUGACCAAUCGAACUAUACUAUGGGAUUUGAAAACAAUGCUAGAAAAGGAGAAAGGACUUUGGGCGAACGAGUUGCCCAAUCCUGACGUCACAGCCAUCAGGGCGGAACUCGACUUACUUAAAAGGGCUAGAAAAAGGGCAGCGAUAAGGAUGUUAGCGUACAAGCGAAGGGCCGCUGAAUAUUUCAACCGAAGGGUAAGAUCCAGAGUUUUUCAACCUGGUGAUCUUGUACUAAGAGAUGCAGCCGCAGUAAAACAUCUCCCACCGAAGCUCGGGCCGAAUUGGGAAGGGCCAUAUGAAGUAAUCCGCAGCCUCGAAAAAGGAGCCUAUAGUCUAAAAGAUAUGAAAGGAAAGCCAUUGGGUAGGCCAUGGAAUGCGGAAUAUCUCAAAAAGUACUAUCAGUAG